This is a messenger RNA of Cyclopterus lumpus (lumpfish), 2839 nucleotides long. RefSeq names its product phosphate regulating endopeptidase homolog, X-linked (gene phex). Gene Ontology annotation, cellular component: plasma membrane. Gene Ontology annotation, biological process: protein processing. NCBI's taxonomy places the organism in Eukaryota, Metazoa, Chordata, Actinopteri, Perciformes, Cyclopteridae. The record is from RefSeq and is a predicted model, not a curated record. Gene Ontology annotation, molecular function: metalloendopeptidase activity. The transcript has 22 exons. Bases 204 to 2441 code for a protein of 745 amino acids.
AGAGGAGUUACAGAGAGAGAGAGAGAGAGCAAAUAAAGUCUGUUGAGUUGGGAAAGAGAGCACAUUACAUCGAGAGAGGAAGAUGUUACUUUAACUUUAUUACUUUCUGAUUUAUCUUCACAAUGUUGGAAAGUUAGUGUGUGUGUGUGUGUGUGUGUGUGUGUGUGUGUGUGUGUGUGUGUGUGACACAGCGGCAGUAAGUCAUGGAACUGGAGCGUUUAGGUGGCGGUGGGGUCAAACCCGAGAGGGGCAACAGUCGUCUCUACAGGAUCGCGCUGGCCAUGUGUGUGUGUGUCUGCGCCGCUCUGCUGCUAGCACUCAUACUGGUUUCUCAGAAAUCUAGCCAGGAGGAGUUCUGUCUGACCCCAGAAUGCAUCGAAGCAGCGGGGUCUGUUCUGAGUAAAAUGGAUCAGUCCGUUAACCCCUGCGAGGACUUCUAUGGUUUCUCCUGUGGCGGUUGGUUAAAGGACAACCCGAUCCCUGAAGACUCCUCCUCGUUUGGCAUCUACCCUUGGCUGCGACAGAAUGUAGACCUCCGACUCAAAGAGCUACUAGAAGCUCCUUCAGACCCCGAUGAACUGGAGGCCGUGACUAAAGCUAAGAUCCUCUACCGCUCCUGUAUGAAUGAGACUAUACUGGAGAAGGUGGACACCAAACCCAUGCUGAAAACACUUCGACAGCCUGAGUUUCGGUGGCCCGUGGUGGGGGAUGGGCUCGGCGGGGAGUACCAGUGGUCGGCGGAGGAGUGGAGCCUCCUGAAGACUCUGGCAGAGAUGAGGAACCAGCACAGUAAGAGUGUCCUGGUCCGCCUGUACGUCAGCCCCGAUGACAAGAUAUCCUCACAAUACAUCAUCAAGCUCGAUCAGGCGUCCUUGACUCUGCCCUCCAGGGAGGACUACAUCGCCAACACUUCCUCUGCCCGGGCGUACCGGGCGGCCUUGCUGAGUUGGAUGGCGGACACGGCCGUCAUGCUGGGCGCUCCGGAGAAAGCAGCGCUGACCCAAAUGAAAGAGGCUCUUGACUUCGAGACCAAACUGGCUCACAUCCUGAUUCCACCUGAAAACCGCAACGGUGACAACAUGUACAACAAAAUGUCACUCUCUGACCUACAGAGCUCCAUACCACAGUUUGAUUGGCUGGGCUUCGUUACAGCUGUGGUGGAGUCUGAAGCCGACCCGGCUCGGUCCAUCUCCUCCUCUGAGCUCGUCAUCGUCCGAGCGCCGCAGUACUUCAAAGACCUUUUCAAGCUCAUUGACACCACAGACAGCAGGACUGUAUCUAACUACGUACAGUGGAGGUCGGUGUUAUCCAGGAUCACCGCUCUGAGCCGUCGUUUCCUUUACAGAUACCUGGACUUUGCUCGGGUAACCACGGGAACCACCUCCCUGACCCCGCGCUGGGACAAGUGUGUUAACUACGUGGAGAACUCGCUUGUGUACGCCACCGGGCGCCUCUUCGUCAACACACACUUCGAGGAGGACAAGAAACACAUGAUGGAGGAGCUGAUCGACGGCGUUCGCUGGGCGUUCAUCGACAUGCUGCACAAGGAGAACGACUGGAUGGACCCACCGACGAAGACGAAGGCCGUGGAGAAGGCUCAUGCAGUCCUGGCUAAAGUCGGCUAUCCCGAGUUCAUCCUGAACAACACCUUCCUCAAUGAAGAUUUAAAGCAGCUCAGGUUCAGUGAGAAGGACUACUACGGGAAUGUGAUGCAGACGUUGAAGUUCAUCGCCCAGUCUGACAUCGCCUGGCUCCGAAAGAGCGUCCCGCGUACAGAGUGGUUCACAAACCCAACGACCGUGAACGCCUUCUACAGUUCCUCCACCAAUCAAAUCAGGUUCCCUGCCGGAGAGCUUCAGAAGCCCUUCUUUUGGGGAAGAGAGUAUCCGAGGUCAUUAAGCUACGGCGCCAUCGGGGUGAUCGUCGGACACGAGUUCACGCACGGCUUUGACAACAACGGUCGCAGGUACGACAAAAAUGGCAACCUGGGCCAAUGGUGGACCAACUCGUCUAUAACAGCCUUCACUGAGAAGACCCAGUGUAUGAUAGACCAGUAUAAUGGCUACCGCUGGCAGGAGGCGGGGCUAAACGUUCGGGGGAAGAGGACUCUGGCAGAAAACGUAGCGGACAACGGCGGAAUAAGAGAGGCUUUUAGGGCGUACCGGCGGUGGGUGGAGCAGAGCAGAGGUGGCGUGGAGGAGCCUCGGCUGCCCGGAGUCGCACUGAGCAACAACCAGCUGUUCUUCCUCAGCUACGCACAUGUGAGAUGUAACUCAUACAGACCAGAAGCAGCCAAGGAACAGGUCCAGAGUGGAGCUCACAGCCCGCCGAAAUACAGGGUCAUCGGAGCGAUGAGCAACUACGGAGAGUUCCGGAAAGCCUUCAGCUGCCCCGAGUCGUCGGUCAUGAACCGCGGUGCGGAGUCCUGCCGGGUGUGGUGACCUUUGACCUCGGCGUGACCCUGAACCCGGGCCAGAGCUGCCGGACAAAAGGCAGAUGACGCUGAACUCGGCAGACGUGGUUUUCCGUGACGUGGGAACAAUAAAAAACGAGUUCUUCUCACAGAAAAACACACUUUCAUGUUUAAAUGUUAAAAGACUGAAGCCAUUUUUUUAAAAAGGCUUCUGUAUAUUGUUACUGCAACAUAUUUUAAAAACUUUUUCCACAGGUACAUAAAUCAUGUUUAUGGAUUUUAUAUAUAUUUUAAAGUAAAGGUACAUUGAGUAUCCUGGUUUUUACAGGAACCUGUAUGUCAAAUAACUUUAGAUAGAUAUAUAAUAAUCUUUUUUAAUAAUUGUAAAAACUUGUGUGCCAGUUAAUAAAUGUAAAUGAUGUCAAA